AUGGAAGAUUCUACCUGUGAUUUGGACGACGACAGCAGUUUUGGCAAGGAAGACUCUAGUUGUUCUGAUAACGAAUCAGAGUCCUCUGGUGGGGAUGAUGAUUCUGAUGAAGCUGAGAUUACUUGCGAGAAAGGCGAGUCGACGCCUGCUCUGUCAGGCGGAACAGCGCGUGUAGCCGGAAACGAAAUUUCGGGUCUUGCUUCAUGGGAAAAUGCGGCUGCUACUGACGACUUUGCGGAAGCGUCUCCAAAACGCAACAAGACGAGUUUUUCACGCGACACAAGGAACUCUGUGCUGCGAACGAGACGGGAGAGAGAAAAUGGUCUGAAUGCGUCUCAAGACACCCAGGAGGACACAGCUGCACGUAAAAACGUCGCCGCGUCAAAAACGAUUCUUGCUCCAUACUAUGCAGAAGAAUUACAACGAGGACAGAAGUCAGCCAAUCAACAGCGUGGUAGCCACGUGGUUCGACGUAGACCAGUACUUCGCGGAAAGUAUUCUCUGGAGGAUUUGCUGUCUGGUGGGAGUGAAGAUUCUAGUUUGUCGGAUUGCUCUGCGUCAGACGACUCAUCGGAUGAUUCGUGGGAGGACGCCAUGCCACUUGUUGUACCGGAUCAAGAUGCAGGCGUACUAAAUUCUAGCUCCUUGAGGCGAAAACCAGUUUCACUUCAGCAGUCGAGUUCAGAUGCAGAUCCCGAGAAUAUGUAAUCCGUCUCAAAAGACUUUGGUCAUCUCAUCCCCUUGCUCAUAUUCGAGGAUUGCUCCAGUUUUUCAGGAACAACAACUAGCAGAGCUUACAUGAUUGUCUUUUUUGUUAUCGUGGUCAACGAUCAAGAUCAACAUUUGUUAAGUCGCGAUCUCCGGGAACACGAAUUUAAAUUGAAAUGUGCGUUUUGCUCGCUGAUCUCGUGUCACCAUAAAAAUGUUCUCGAAGAAGACAGGAG
Molecule: messenger RNA, 944 nt
Organism: Amoebophrya sp. A25
Lineage: Eukaryota; Dinophyceae; Syndiniales; Amoebophryaceae
Source: the annotation of a GenBank genome assembly